Molecule: messenger RNA, 4459 nt
Organism: Folsomia candida
Lineage: Eukaryota; Metazoa; Arthropoda; Collembola; Entomobryomorpha; Isotomidae
Product: sphingomyelin phosphodiesterase
Exons: 18
Coding region: 869-3436 (855 amino acids)
Biological process (GO): ceramide biosynthetic process; sphingomyelin catabolic process
Cellular component (GO): lysosome
Molecular function (GO): acid sphingomyelin phosphodiesterase activity
Source: RefSeq, a predicted model, not a curated record
AAGUCCUAAAAAUGUAAAAUAUAAUUUUUGACUGGAGUUGUUGAACCCACAUAUUUAAAGUGAUAAAGUUGUUCAAAAAUACUUUGGGAUUGGACAUGUCGACAGUCGUCAUCAGGAUAUUGCGAGACCACACAGAGAAGAGUGUCUAAUUCAGCAGUUAACCUUGGAGUUGAUUAUUUGAUUCAUCCUUCUCAGCAGCAUCAUAUGAUCGAUUAAUAGUGGUGGCGCAGUAGAUUUAUUUCUUCAAUGAGACUCAUUAUUAACACAAGUCAUUCUCAGAUUUGACUUUGUAGGAAACAAUUGAAUCGUGUUUAUUUAAUUAAUGAGACAUAUACGUUACCCCCGAACGAGCACCAUCAGUACUCAAAGUACGGUAGUGGUGUGGUAAGUAUGUCUUCAAAAUGAUUCGUCCAACAACACAGUCAAGAUCACCAUGAACAAUUUACAAGCAGAUCAUCCCAUCUCAUUUUUCUCAAUUGGACCAAUCUUCUUCCCUUUUUACUUCAUCUCACAGCUUGUAAAAUCAACAGGUCCAUUUCGUUCGUCCAGCAACAGCAGCAGCAGCGUCUCAGUUCAUCAGUCGUCAAAUAAUCAUUGACCCCAAAAGACUUGGAUGUUGAUACUUAACCUUACCAGCUGAACUUUUUUAUACAUACUUAAUUAUACAGUUUCUACAUUGUUUUGAAAAAUAUUGACCUUAGCUGUAAAAACUAUAUAACUCGACAUAAUUUUCGGAUAAUCCAUCAUAGUUUUUUUCUUGUAUGACAUUCAAACACGUGCAUAAAGCACGAUGGAAUUGAUGUUAUUGAAACGUGAGAAAAGAUUUUAAUGUGAGUUUAAAGUAGUUUACUAUACAUAAAAGUGAAAAAUGAGUUCCUCAAGAGAAACGCAGUGGGUCAGGACGGGAGCAGUGGGUCAAAUAUUGGAAGGACGGGGAGCCAAUUCCUAUGCGAAUAGGUGUAAACUUGUUAGAUUGGUGGGAGCAGUUGGAAUAUUGCUUUUGUGUGCAUCAAUCUCAGGAUCCAAGUACAGUUUUGUUACCGCAACGCCAGAUAAUUUACUGAGCUUAAACCACAAUGACAACCACACACCUUCUCCUAGAAUUCCACUUGUGCCACAAGAACCAGCCAGCCACAGCCAAGACAUAUACACCAGAGCGGUCGAGUUUUUGGUGAACAAGAGGACGAGACUCCAACAACAGCAAAAAUUGCAUCGGCAACUUUUACAACAGUACAAGGAACAUCACAUAACUCACCCCGGAGUCAGUGUCAGUGUCAAGGUUCAUGAUAACAAUGCUCACUACUCGAUGCUCUCCUUACGUAGCUCAUCUAGUCUCAACAAUAAUUCCUCGCCCAAUGUUGAGGAGCAUUUUGAAAUGGACGAUGACAACGAGAAGAGCAAUUAUCUGCCAAGGAAAAGAGCUGACGACAGGUCAAAGGUUCAUCAUGAGCCGGAUGAUGGCAAAGGGGGUCUGUUGAGGAAGGAAAUGGAAAUUGAUGAGCUGACACAUCAGGUUGUGGACGCGACAUUGAAUCAAACGUCGACAAGGCUGACCAGUACGGGUGAUGGUGGUGACAGCAGGAGUACUUCUACGAGGGAAGACUCAGGUCGAUCUCUGGACGGUGUAUCGUCCAUAUUUUCCAGAUUUUCCAGUGUGCUAGACCUCAGCCGAGUGGUACGGGAAAUUGAGACUUCGGUCAUGAGUUCUGUGUCCUGCAGUGCUUGUAAAGCAGGCGUUAGUCUACUCAACCACUACGUUCAAAGUGGACGACGGAAUUCCGAAAUUGCUGCUGCUGCUAUAAAGCUUUGUAUCAAUCUAAAGAUGCAGACACCUCGUGUUUGUACUGGAAUUGUUGACAUUUACGUGGAUGAGAUUGUUGAGGUGCUCAAAGGGGUGGUCCUUGACUCCAAUGACAUUUGUGCCCUAGUUAUAGGCGAGACUUGCGGAGUUCCUGUGUCUCCCAAUUGGCGGUGGGACGUUGCUUUUCCUCCCAUCCCAAAACCACCUUUUCAUGGGUUUCCGGAACCAAAGAAAGGAGCACCAAAACUGAAGGUGCUUCAGAUAUCUGACACUCAUUGGGACCCUUACUACGAACCAGGAAGCAAUGCAGAUUGUGGGGAACCUCUAUGUUGCAGAGUAACAUCGGGACCAAAGCCACCGAGACCGCACUUGGGUGCAGGCCUUUGGGGGGAUUAUCGAAAGUGCGAUACUCCUCGUAACACAAUGGAAUCCAUGUUUGAACAUAUUAGCAAAGUUCACAGCGACAUUGAUUACAUCAUUUGGACUGGAGAUAUUCCGGCCCAUGAUGUUUGGAAUCAAACCCAUGACACUAAUCUGAAAAUGAUUAGGGAAACGGUCGACUUGUUUUCACAAUAUUUCCCGUACGUUCCAAUUUUUCCUGCGCUUGGAAAUCAUGAAGCAGCUCCAGUCAAUGGGUUCGCCCCUCCAUGGGUUACCGAUCCAAAGUUCAGCAUCGACUGGUUGUACAAGGAGCUUCAAAACGAUUGGUCAAGAUGGUUACCAGACACGACACAAACCACGAUAAGGGAAGGAGCCUUUUAUUCCACACUCAUCAAACCAGGAUUCAAGUUGAUCUCACUUAACAUGAAUUACUGCAACAACAAAAAUUGGUGGUUACUUGUAAAUAGUACUGACCCCGUGGACGAGUUAAAGUGGUUGAUCUUUGAGCUACAAUCCUCAGAAUUACUCGGUGAAAAGGUUCACAUUAUUGGUCACAUACCCCCCGGUCAUGCCGACUGCAUGGCUACAUGGUCUACAAAUUAUUAUGACAUCAUAUCUCGAUACGAGGGAACUGUCGCAGCUCAAUUUUUUGGACACACACAUUACGACGAAAUGGAAAUCUUUUAUCCCAAAGAAGACCCUUACAGGGCUGCAAGUAUAGCAUAUAUUGGACCUUCAGUGACACCAUAUUUCAAUCUCAACCCAGGGUAUAGGAUUUACUACGUUGAUGGCGAUUAUCCAAUGUCCACCAGGAGCGUGGUAGAUCAUGACACUUGGGUGACUGAUCUCGGAGAAGCCAAUCGUGUACGGGCCAGACAAUUGACGUGGUACAAGUUAUACUCAGCUAGAGAAGCCUACGGUCUUUCCUCUCUCAACCCUCUGCAAUGGGACGAGUUGGUCAUGUCCAUGUACGAGAACAAGCCACUGUUUAAUCUAUACUACAGAUUUUACAACAAAAAUUCGCCAGUGGCACCAGAAUGUGAUGCGGAGUGCAAAGCGAGACUCUUAUGCGACAUUCGGUCAGGACGAAGCCAUGACCGUGAAGAGCUGUGCAAACCCCGUCCUCCUCAUAUUCGUAUAAGUCGAGGUGGACUUGCAGAACCCAAGCCCCCAAGUAAAUUGUCCCAAAUAUUCAGCUUGAUAUCCUCGGCAUUUUCGUCCUUAUUUGGUUAUAUAACGUACCCAUUUGGGUAGACAUUGCUGCAUGGGAUUGAGUUGGAGAAAUUAACGAUAAUCUUAGUAAUACGAAACCACAUGACGACCGCGUGCAGCAAGUACUAGACGCGACCAAAGACCUCAAAUUAGACUGAUGCAUGUUGCACCUUAUUCAAAAACUAAAAGUACACACGUAACUGUAAUUCGACAACAUCAUGGAACGAUUCUCAUCAAUAGUUACCUGAUACUGAACCCACCCAGAAGUUGGCAAAUCACAAAUCUUAAUGACUACUAGGCGCCAUUAGUGUCCGGUUACACUUCAAAGCAGUCACUUCAAUACAUGACGUGUAGCUAUUAAAAAGAUAAGACUUAGGAUAUGUAUCAAUUUACAAAGUACCUGGGACUUUUGCAAAAGAACUUAAAUAUUCUAUUGUAUUGAGUUUUAUCUGAAAUACGUGAUGCCAUAUAUUUAUCAAGAUAAGGACUCGUACUGGCCGAAUUUUACAAUGCAAUAUUUUUUCUUAUAAGGGUUCUCUCUUUCUUCUUUCAUUGGAUAAUUACUUGCUCAUAAUUUUUUGGUGCCAGUCUGCCUGGACAUGAAAGACGAUUUGCCAUGAAAUAUUCCAUUAGUUGAAUUAAGUAACACACUACAUAUGCACAUAUGCACUCUUUAAUAACCAAGCGAAUUUUAUUGUUAUUCAUGACAAACUGAAUUGGUGCAUGGUACCAGAAUGUAUUGUUACUUAUAUUUGUAUGCACGUAAAAUAGAUGAUGUUAGAUCUUGAUUUAUAUAUAAAUCUAUUUUCGCAUCUGUUCGUUCGUGCUCGCUUAAGCAAAUUGGCAUUUGGCUUGUACACUAAAUAAGGAUGUGAAAUUUGAUGCAGACUUUAAUUUGAACAUAUGAGCAUGCUGUUUGUGAUGCCUUUUCAAUAAUGAUAAUCAUGCUUGCAUUCCACUGUACUCUUUUUAACCGUAUUAUGUGCCUACCUAUGUUUGAGAUGGCAUGUCCUAUAUAUAAGUGAAUGUAUAUAAUAAUAAAGUUUGUCGGUUGAAUAUAUUUAA